Molecule: messenger RNA, 4089 nt
Organism: Choloepus didactylus (southern two-toed sloth)
Lineage: Eukaryota; Metazoa; Chordata; Mammalia; Pilosa; Megalonychidae
Gene: HELB
Product: DNA helicase B
Exons: 13
Coding region: 108-3341 (1077 amino acids)
Molecular function (GO): protein binding
Source: RefSeq, a predicted model, not a curated record
UCCCGGAAGUGUGCGCUGUUCCAGUAGCGGAGCUGAUCGGCUGAUCGUGGUGUGUACCAGGCCUGGGUUUUUGGGAUUUGUUUUGUUUGAACUCCGGAUAAGUGAGCAUGGUCAGGAUGAGUCAGCACUUGCGCGAACUGCAGGGACCUCUGCUGCCCCCCAAGGACCUGGAGGAGGCGGAUGAUGACUAUUUAAAGGAGGAUAUAGAGGAGGAUGAAGACCCGGUGUUCGUCGAUGCCGAGGAGCUUUGCAGUGGGGGCGUAAAGGCUAGCUGCCUCCCCGGCCGCCGCUCUGUUUUAAUUUCUGAUGAAAACACUCAAGAGCAAUGCAAAGUGUUUGGACGUUUUCCACUAACAGGUCCUUGGUGGCGAGUGAAGGUACAAGUAAAGCCUGUGGGAUUAAAUAGCUAUCAUGCUCAAGGAUUUCCAUCUUACUUUUUACAGUCUGACAUGUUACCACCAAAUCAAAAACAUAUUUGUGCCCUCUUUCUUAAAGAGUGUCAUUUCUCCAUUGAUUUUAUAAAUAGCUUUUUAAAAUGGGUAAAUGAAGUAUCAAGCUAUAAAAACCUAAACUUUGAAAAUCUUAAGGAAACACUAAGAACUUUCCAAAAGGAAAGUGAAAGGAAAGGUAAAAAACCGUCUGCACAAAAGGAAGAGGAGAAGUCAUUGCCAGAUUGCAAGAUGAAUCUUACUCUGAAAAACAUAAUUCCAUUUAAAAAUGUAACUACAGCUUUGCAAUUUCCGAAAAUAAUGGAAUUUCUUCCAGUUCUUCUGCCUCGACACUUUAAACAGCUCAUAAGCUCAGAUUCUAAAGAGCUGUUGGAAGAAAUAGAAGAGAUUUUAGGUACAUGCCCAUGGAAGCUUGGAUUUUCUAAAAUAACCUACAGAGAAUUGAAACUCCUGAGAUGUGAGGCAAGUUGGAUAGCAUUUUGUCAGUGCAAGUCUCUUUUGCAGUUGAUGACCGAUUUAGAGAAGAAUGCAUUAAUAAUAUAUUCUAAGCUGAAGCAGAUAUGUAGACACCAUGGACACACUUGUGUUGAAGAAGCUGAGUUAACUUCUCAAGUGUCAGACCAUGUGUCUUUUCAAGAUGUUUGGCAGUCUCUGAAGUUUUUGAAGGAUAUUGGUGUGGUGACAUAUGAGAAGGCCUGUGUUUUUCCUUAUGACCUUUACCAUGCUGAAAGAGGCAUUGCUUCUUCAAUAAGUGACCUGAUGAAGAGACCUCCGUGGCAUUUACAUGUAGAUGUGAAAGAGGUGCUUGCAUCUAUUCACAUCACGAAAGCUAGGAAUUCAAGAAGUGAUGAUAUCCUGAAUGAAAGUAAACUUGAUGAAACAGAAUUAGAAAAUUCUGCUCAUAUUCUGGAUACACCGGACGAUGAUGAUCCUAUCAAGAAUAAUGGUGAAAAUGAAGAUAAUGCAGAAAUAAGUGAAGUUCAACUAGAUCAGGACCAGGUAGCUGCUUUGAAAAUGAUUUGUUCUAAUGCUGUGACAGUCAUAAGUGGGAAAGGUGGUUGUGGAAAGACCACAAUUGUUAGUCAUCUUUUUAAACAUUUGGAGCAGUUGGAAGAAAGAGAAGUAAAAAAAGCUUGUGAAGAUUUUGAGCAAGAUCAGGAUGUACCAGAAGAAUGGAUUACCUUUAGUGAGCGAAGCCAACCCAAGGUGGGCAAGGCUAUAGAAGUUUUACUUACAGCACCCACAGGGAAAGCGGCUGGCUUGCUGAGACAGAAAACUGGUCUUCAUGCUUUUACACUAUGUCAGGUCAAUUACAGUUACUAUUUUUGGGAGAAGAAAAUAAAAGCGAAGACAAAAAGCACACCAUGGAAAUUUUCUUCUGUUAGUGUUCUGGUUGUGGAUGAAGGGAGUUUGGUAUCUGUAGGAAUCUUCAGAUCUGUUUUAAAUUUAUUGUGUGAGCACUCCAAACUUUCUAAGCUUAUUGUUCUUGGUGAUAUUAGGCAAUUACCCAGCAUUGAACCUGGUAACUUGCUUAAAGAUCUUUUCGAGACUCUUAAAUCAAGAAAUUGUGCUAUUGAGCUAAAGACGAACCAUAGAGCAGAAUCUCAGCUAAUUGUGGACAAUGCUACCAGAAUCUCCAGACGUCAGUUUCCGCAAUUUGAUGCAGAGCUGAAUAUCUCUGAUGAUCCCAUCUCAAUUCAAGAUAAGACAUUUAUUUUUAUCAGACUACCAGAAGAGGAUGCCAUUUCUCAGUUAUCUAGAAGUAAUCAUAAUCCUUAUCUAUAUUCUGUGGUUGGAAAUUUACUCAAAGAAGAUGACCUAAAAGAUGCAAAAACAUCACAAUUCAUUGCAUUCAGAAGGCAAGACUGUGAUCUAAUCAACGACUGCUGUUGCAAACACUACACAGGCCGUUUAUUCAAAGACCAUCAGAAAAGACUUGUAUUUGGAAUCGGUGAUAAAAUUUGUUGUACCAGGAAUGCAUACCUCUCAGAGUUACUCCCAGAAAAUACCUCUAGAAGUCAGCAAAAUAAUGAAUUAGAAGCUGGUGUUAAAGAAUUUGAUGGUACUUCUCAUGAUUUUGAUAAAAAUAAGAAUGACUUUGAAAGUGAUAUUAGACUAUGCAAUGGAGAAAUAUUUUUUAUAACAAAUGAUGUAACUGAUAUAACAUUUGGAAAUAGAAGAUUUUUGACCAUUAGUAAUUUGGCUGGCUUGGAAGUAACUGUGGAUUUUGGAAAGCUAAUGCAGUGCUGUCGCAUAAAACAUGCAUGGGCAAGAACUAUUCACACGUUUCAGGGAUCUGAGGAGCACACGGUGGUCUACGUGGUUGGGAAGGCGGGCCGCCAGCACUGGCAGCACGUUUACACAGCGGUGACCAGGGGCCGCUGCCGAGUGUAUGUCAUUGCUGAAGAGGCUCAGCUCCAGAGCGCCAUCAGGAGACACAGUGUUCCCAGAAAAACACGCUUAAAACAUUUUUUGCAAAACAAGCUCUCCAUUAGCUGCGCAUCUCCAGCAGAACAUCCGUCUCCCUCAAAAAGCUCUGGAGAAAGUAGAGGACACAAUUCACAGCCAUGGGCAUCACCACUCCCUGCAGUCAUGGCUGACGCCAUGAUGAACAAUGCCACUGAAAGGCAGGCCUCUGUGGCUGAUGGUGGCAUGUCCACUUCUCCUGAAAGAUGGAGAUUAUCUUUAUUCGAAGAAGGGGAUACGGAUGAGGAGCCAUCAAAAUCGCGAGGGUUCAAAAGAACCUGUGGUGGGAAUGAUGCGGAAAGUCCAAGCAAAGUUCUUAUGGUGGAAGAAUCAUCUCCACAAGUAUCUUCCAAACUUCAGAAUUUGAGACUGAGUAAUUUGAUCCCCAGGCAACUUUUCAAACCCCCAAAUAAUCAAGAACCUUAAUUUUUAUUUCAGAUUGCUCAAAAUAAUUGUAUUUUUCUAUUCAAGACAAAAUGAAACAUCAUAGCUUCAAAGUAUUAAGAUAAAAGAGUAUGUCAAUAACUGGUGUUUUCAUUAGCAGGUAUUUUAAAUCUGUUUGAUCAAGGGAAACUGAUUUCAGCAUGUCAUCAUGAGAACUAUGGCAGCAGUGGACAUAAAUGAGGGGGAAAAGAUGUUUUAUGUUUUUUUUUAAAAACUCUAAAAAAUGUUUUAAGAUAAUGUCUUACUAAUGCCGUGAUCAUUGUGUGUUAUCUUUGCCAGUGGAUUGAAUCAAUGACAAAGAUAAGCUGUAACUGCAUCUAUUGAUUUUAUUGACAUACAUUCCAAGACGUCGAGUGUUAUGCAAAGGGGUCAUUCACAAGGCUGCUACUUAUUCCUAUCAGUGCUGACCCAGCCCAGCAGACCUGGGACUUCUUCUUGGAAAUGCCUUCCACAUUGGAAGCACAUGGUUUUGAUUAUAUUCCACUUUGUGAAAAUUGUUUUUCUCCUACAUGAUUUGAGUUUUUUUUUUAGAUUUUUAUUUAUUGUUAAACAGUAAAAGAAAAAGUUGAAGAGAAAAAAAUUUGCCUGUGACCUAAAUUGUAUUCUUUAAUAGCUUUAUUGAGACCUAAUUCACAUACCACACAAUUCACCCAUUUAAUGUGUUCAAUUCAAUGGCUUUUAGUAUAAUCAGAGUGGUGUGACUAUCACUGUGCUGGUUUGGAUGUAUUAU